Rangifer tarandus platyrhynchus (Svalbard reindeer) is the source of this 849-nucleotide messenger RNA. The record is from the annotation of a GenBank genome assembly. Lineage: Eukaryota; Metazoa; Chordata; Mammalia; Artiodactyla; Cervidae.
AUGGCGGAGGAGGAGUUCCCCAACACAACUCAUGAAGGUUUCAAUGUCACCCUUCAUACCACCCUGGUGGUCACUGCGAAACUGGUGCUCCCGACCCCUGCCAAGCCCAUCCUCCCGGUGCAGACAGGGGAGCAAGCUCAGCAGGAAGAGCAGUCGAGCGGCAUGACCAUUUUCUUCAGCCUCCUCGUCCUCGCUAUCUGCAUCAUAUUGGUGCAUUUACUGAUCCGAUACAGAUUACAUUUCUUGCCAGAGAGCGUUGCUGUGGUCUCAUUAGGUAUUCUCAUGGGAGCAGUUAUAAAAAUUAUAGAGUUUAAAAAACUGGCAAAUUGGAAGGAGGAAGAAAUGUUUCGUCCAAAUAUGUUUUUCCUCCUCUUGCUUCCACCUAUUAUAUUUGAGUCAGGAUAUUCAUUGCACAAGGGUAAUUUCUUUCAAAAUAUUGGUUCCAUCACCCUAUUUGCUGUUUUUGGUACAGCAAUUUCCGCUUUUGUUGUAGGUGGAGGAAUUUACUUUCUGGGCCAGGCUGAUGUAAUCUCUAAACUCAACAUGACAGACAGUUUUGCAUUUGGCUCCCUGAUUUCUGCUGUUGAUCCAGUAGCCACUAUUGCUAUUUUCAACGCCCUUCAUGUGGACCCAGUGCUCAACAUGCUGGUGUUUGGAGAGAGCAUUCUCAAUGACGCCGUCUCCAUUGUCCUGACCAACACAGCUGAAGGUUUAACAAGAAAAAAUAUGUCAGAUGUCAGUGGGUGGCAGACGUUUUUACAAGCCCUUGGCUACUUCCUCAAAAUGUUCUUUGGCUCUGCGGCACUUGGCACUCUCACUGGCUUAAUAUCUGCAUUGAUAUCCUUUUAA